UGCGGUAUUGCUAGCGGUCACAAAGCUAACCCAUUAGCACCCCGUUACUGCUGACUUGACCUGUUCAUCAUAUGAGGCAGAUGCAGCCUGGAGACACGUGAUCCAAGUGUUGAGCCGUCAUCGGUUUGAGAUUUCACUGAUGGAUCCUAUUGAGGACUACAAGUCUCCUUUCAGCUUUGAGGAAGGCUUUAACACCAACUACCUUUACUUGUCCCCUAAAGAGAGCUUCACUCCACUCAGCUCACCAGCACUGCCAUGCAGAGGUUCUCAGAGACCAGACUCCAUCCCAGAAGUGGGGGAAGAUGCAGCGAGCGCCCUGCAGCCCGCCUUUAGCACAGCCCUUACAGAGGAGGAACAAGAGGAGCUUCGCAGUGAACUGGUGAAGGUGGAGGAGGAAAUCCAGACUCUUACUCAAGUGCUGGCUUCUAAGGAGAGGCACUUGGCAGAGAUCAAGCGGAAGCUGGGAAUCACUCCAUUCAAUGAGCUUAAACAGAACCUGAGCAAGAGCUGGCAGGAAGUCACUACAUCCACAGCGUAUAAGAGGACGUCAGAGACGCUGAGCCAAGCCGGCCAGAAAGCCACAGCAGCAUUCUCCAGUGUGGGUUCAGCCAUCAGCAGAAAGCUGGAGGAUGUCAGUAUACGCUCCAUACAACACUCCACUAGCAUGCCUGUGAUGAGGAACACUCCCACCUUCAAGUCAUUUGAGGACAAAGUGGACAGUUUAAAGACCAAGGUGAGCCCCACGGCAUCUUCCACCGAGCUUGGGAUUGAGUCAGAAUCGACGCCGAGUGCAGAGCCGGUGGUCAAGCAGCCAGAAGGGACGACUGUUCUGACUCCAGAGCUACAAUGAGCAACAGCUUCUUCACCUCACUCACAGCCAGUCUCUUCGCUUCUUCCACCUCUUCUCCCCUCCGCUUCUUCCAUCCUAACAUCAUACAUAGCUGAAAAACAAAACUGCUGCUCUGUGCUCACUUUCUUUCCUUCAAACUCGUUAGGAAAAAUGUAUUCAUAAGAAAUAUAUCACAUGGACGAAAGAUGAGCUUUUAUGAGUUCACAGUUCUCUAACAAUAUCACUCGCUGUCUAGGUUUUGCACUACAUGGAUUAAUUUUUUAUUUGAGGUCCGUUAACUGCAAUCAUUUCGUCCACUGAAUGUUCGCAUCAGUCUGGUAUCCAGAACGUGUGGUAGGCAGACACUGGAGCUGAUCUUGGGUCAGGUGGAGAUGAAUGAACACUUGGGGCGUCACACGUUUCUAUACAACUUCUGACCUUUGUCUGUUAUCUGCUUGGUUUUCUUCCUUAAAACCAUCCAAACCCCAACGUGUAUGCAUACAAAAAUGACAUAGGGGAUGAAGUCUACACUGGUAGCCCAGCCCAUACAUGACCUUUAUUUGCAGUUUUGCUAUUAAGGAUAAAUAGUGAAGCUGCCAUUAGAAGCUCAGUUAAGACAUUUCAUAGAGAAAAUGUUUUUGUAUUCGUUACGUUUCACUCUAAAUUAGACACUGCCAUAAAAUAGCACUAAGAAGUUACUCUAACCUCAUAGCAAAUGACGACGUUUCUACUACAUAUUUUCCCUGUUCCCCGAAGCCUAAGUGUUGUGGCUUCACCUUCACAGGUAGGUUUAGCCUUUAAUAACGCAAAUGGCAAAAAUAGUGUGUGAAUUGUUUUGGGAACAGAAGCCAUGUCUCACACUUUGUCAUUUAGAUGAAUAAAGCUGGAUAAUAGUAGCAAAAUGCUAUAUGAUAUAUAUGAUAAAAAAAAACAAGUUUAUAUAUUACCAAAAAGCUAAAAUAUUGAAAACAAUUAAGUGCUUAGUGUAGAAUUGUUAAUGUUCAGAUUUAAUAGAGAGAUAAAUAGAAAGUCUAGACUAGAAAGACAAAUCUAUGGAAAUGUAGAUGAUGUAUUGCUUAUUUAUUUCUUCAUAUAGCUCCACAAGUUUGAUUUUGUAGUUCAUUUUCCUAUAACAGCAAUAUCUUGAAGUUUUUAUUCUUCAUGUACUACAGAGAGGUUACAAUAAUUUUUUAUUCAUAAAAGAAUCACAUAAGUUUUGUCCAUUUAUAGUUACACUGUUUUUCAGUUUGUCUGUGAAAUGUUUGGUUCUUGUUUUCACUCUGCUUUCUUUUUCUUUUUUGUCUUAAACCCAAUAAGACAAACUAUGCAGCUUGUACUGAGAAGCAUUUCAUCCUGAGGAAUUUCCUGUAGCAGACAACUUGCUAGCAGAUUUAUUGUUACUACAGUAUGACUGAUAAGAGAGCAUUGACACUAGAAAUGCUACUAAAAUUUAUUUGGAGAGCCUUUUUACUAUGGAAAUGAUAACCUAUUGAAAGAUUGCACUAAUAUUGGUGUGAUUUGUCAGAGCUGCUGUAAGAACUUCACUCAGCACUUUCUAUCCGUUUAGUAAUCGAACAGCGCCAUGGUACCAGUCACUUUAUUUCACUACAACAAGGUCAUACAAUAUGCAGUUUGUGACAUUUCAUUACUGAGGUCUUUUAGCAUGUUCAAUAAUAUUACAGGCACAACUAGCUCUGAGUUUUAUUUCACAGGUUUUGGCUUUUCUUAAAAAUGUGAAAAAGUUUCCACUCAGUUGUUUAUAAUCGAAAAACAAGGCUCUGAAUCUACUGUACUUCAGGAUUCAGCAAGACCACCAUCUUGUCCAAGUCCUUAAUCCACUUGCAGGUAAACAUGAGCUGUAGAUGUACUGAUCACACGGGAACAGUGGGUUUGGGUGUUGAUAUCGGCUUCCUCAGCUGUUUGACAUUCCCCAUAUAUAUUUUUUUUCAACUUUAGCAGCUCUUGCUAAGAAGCCACUUCAUUGCAAUGUAGAGUUUACACCAAAUUUAUAAGUCAAGCUUGUAAAAGUUUGUUUGGAUGCAAAAACAUUACUAUUUUUCUGAUUGUUUUCUAAAAUAUUUUUUUAUAUGCAGCAGCAAUGAUAUUUGUGCCACUUCUUAUAUGUCAGACACUGAUCCCUUUAUUUAGUACAUUUGGACUUCUGGAUAUGAAUUAUGACAUUAGUUCUGUCCACAGUUCAUCUCAUCUAUUACGCUCUGUUUCUGAUGAUUUUUCCCCUGAAGGCUUUGUGCGCACAUCUCUGACAAGUUUUUGCAUUGUGAGCUAAAUCACACAUUGUUGAUUCAAAUAGAAAAUGCUAAAUCAACUGUUUUUCCUUUGUACUGUAUGUCUGCGCCUAAAUAAAGCACAAGAAUUAUA
Tachysurus fulvidraco (yellow catfish) is the source of this 3208-nucleotide messenger RNA. It is a transcript of the gene tpd52, whose product is annotated as tumor protein D52. Gene Ontology annotation, biological process: B cell differentiation. The record is from RefSeq and is a predicted model, not a curated record. Lineage: Eukaryota; Metazoa; Chordata; Actinopteri; Siluriformes; Bagridae. Gene Ontology annotation, cellular component: cytoplasm. The coding region runs from base 140 to 850 and encodes 236 amino acids. The transcript has 7 exons.